Empidonax traillii (willow flycatcher) is the source of this 5518-nucleotide messenger RNA. RefSeq names its product carbamoyl-phosphate synthase 1 (gene CPS1). Gene Ontology annotation, molecular function: ATP binding; metal ion binding; carbamoyl-phosphate synthase (glutamine-hydrolyzing) activity. The coding region runs from base 365 to 5023 and encodes 1552 amino acids. Gene Ontology annotation, biological process: L-glutamine metabolic process; L-arginine biosynthetic process; 'de novo' pyrimidine nucleobase biosynthetic process. Lineage: Eukaryota; Metazoa; Chordata; Aves; Passeriformes; Tyrannidae. The transcript is spliced from 42 exons. Gene Ontology annotation, cellular component: cytoplasm; carbamoyl-phosphate synthase complex. The record is from RefSeq and is a predicted model, not a curated record.
CGAGUCAUCAUCAUCAGUAAUUUGUUAUUGUCGCCUGUUUUCGUUGUUGCUGGCGGUUCUGUCAGCGAUGCUGCUCUGCUUGUCCCGCGCGGCGAAUGGGAGGAUAUAUGCUGCCCAAAGCCUCUCGCAACGCUCACCCCUCUCCUGUGGUCACCCUGCUGCGUGGGGCACAGCUCUGGCAGAGAAUACUUUUCCCGAGUCAGCCAUCUGGGGAGACUUUUGAGCUGUAAAUGGACAUCUUUCACUGAGAAAGGAGCUGCUACCCGCUUCUUUUACAAACAAUACCGAAAUCUGGCACUGUCACAAUCUACACCUCUUCUUCUCAUCAGCCAUCAAUAAGACUUCUCAGUGACUGGAGGUGUGGAUGACUUGCAAGACUUGGAGCUUGGAGAUAAACCCAAGAGGAUGGGAUGAUGGGGCAUGUCUGGAUGCUGUUAGUUCAUCUGCAUGUGAACAAGAGAACUCCAGUUUAUUCCCCCACUACAUACUGCAAACAGAUUACCCAUCAGCAGCUUUCAAGAUGACAAGAAUUUUGACAGCUUGCAAAGUGGUGAAGACUUUGAAAGGCAAAUUGAAGUUUUGCAAUGUGUCUGCUGAUCACUGGAGUUUCUCAAGGACAGGUCCCAGGCUGUUGAGCAUCAAGGCGCAGACAGCGAACUUGGUGCUGGAAGAUGGGACGAAGAUGAAGGGCUAUUCUUUUGGCUAUCCAUCCUCCACAGCAGGGGAAGUCGUAUUCAACACUGGGCUCUCUGGAUACACCGAAGCCUUGACAGAUCCCAGCUACAAAGGACAGAUUCUUACCCUGGCUAACCCCAUAGUUGGGAAUGGUGGAGUGCCUGAUACAGCUACUUUGGAUGAAAUUGGCCUCAAGAGGUUUCUGGAGUCUGAUGGGAUCAAGGUUUCAGGUUUGCUGGUGCUGGACUACAGCAAAGAGUACAGCCACUGGCAGGCUGCUAGGAGCCUGGGAGAGUGGUUGGAGGAAGAACAGGUGCCUGCACUGUAUGGGAUUGAUACUAGAAUGCUGUCCAAAUUAAUUCGUGACAAGGGCACAGUACUUGGGAAGAUUGAAUUUGAAGGUCAACCUGUGGAGUUUGCAGACCCAAAUAAACGAAACUUAAUUGCAGAAGUUUCUACAAAGGAAGUCAAAGUUUAUGGCAGAGGGAAUCCAAUUAAAGUUGUAGCUGUCGACUGUGGGUUGAAGCACAACAUUAUCCGUCUGCUAGUGAAGCGAGGUGCAGAAGUAUAUUUAGUUCCCUGGGACCAUGACUUCACCAGCAUGGAUUACGAUGGACUCAUAAUUUCUGGAGGACCAGGGGAUCCCAUGAAGGCCCAGGAGGUGAUUCAGAAUGUCAGAAAGGUUCUGGAAAGCGACCGCCCAGAGCCCCUGUUUGGAAUUAGCAUGGGGCAUCUAAUCACUGGAAUAGCAGCUGGAGCUACUUCCUACAAGAUGCAGAUGGCCAACAGGGGCCAGAACCAGCCUGUCCUAAAUGCAGUGAAUGGACAGGCUGUCAUCACUGCUCAGAACCACGGCUAUGCCAUUGACAGCUCUACCCUCUCAUCUGGCUGGAAGCCUCUCUUUGUGAAUGCCAACGACCAAACGACUGCGGGAAUCAUGCAUGAGACCAGGCCAAUUUUCACAGCACAGUUCUAUCCAGAUGCAAAUCCUGGGCCGAGGGACACGGAGUUCCUUUUUGAUUCUUUUAUUUCCCUGGUUAAGAGUGGGAAAGGCAGUACCAUUUCCUCGGUUCUGCCCAAGGCUGGAGUGACUGCUUCCAGAGUAGAGGUCUCCAAAGUUCUCAUUCUAGGAUCCGGGGGUCUGUCGAUUGGCCAGGCAGGGGAAUUUGAUUACUCUGGAUCCCAGGCUGUAAAAGCCAUGAAGGAAGAAAAUGUGAAAAUUGUCCUCAUGAAUCCUAAUAUUGCUUCGGUGCAGACCAAUGAGACUGGCUUAAAGCAGGCUGAUGCUGUCUACUUCCUCCCCAUCACUCCUCAGUUUGUCAUAGAGGUCAUCAAGGCUGAGCGUCCUGAUGGAAUAAUUCUGGGCAUGGGUGGCCAGACUGCUCUCAACUGUGGAGUGGAACUCUUCAAGCAAGGAGUCCUGCAGCAGUAUGGUGUGAAGGUUCUAGGUACAUCAGUUGAAUCCAUCAUGGCUACAGAGGAUAGAAAGCUCUUUUGUGAUAAACUGACUGAGCUAAAUGAAAAGAUUGCUCCUAGCUUUGCAGUGGAAUCGGUUGAAGAGGCUCUGAAGGCAGCCGAAAACAUUUGUUUCCCAGUCAUGAUACGUUCUGCCUAUGCCCUCGGUGGCUUGGGGUCAGGCAUAUGUCCCGAUAAGGAAAGUUUGCUGGACCUUGGUACAAAGGCAUUUGCAAUGACUAACCAAAUUCUGGUGGAAAAGUCAGUCGUUGGCUGGAAGGAGAUAGAGUACGAAAUUGUGAGAGAUGCUGCUGAUAACUGUAUUGCUGUCUGCAAUAUGGAAAACAUUGAUGCUAUGGGAGUGCACACAGGAGAUUCUGUUGUAGUGGCUCCAAGCCAGACGCUCACUAAUGAGGAGUUUCAGAUGCUGAGGGAUCGUGCCAUCAAAGUUGUCCGACAUUUGGGUAUUGUGGGAGAGUGUAAUAUCCAGUUUGCUCUGCAUCCAACUUCCCUGGAGUACUACAUUAUUGAAGUUAAUGCCAGACUCUCGAGAAGUUCAGCUUUGGCCUCCAAGGCGACAGGGUAUCCAUUAGCCUUCAUUGCUGCCAAAAUUGCCCUGGGGAUUCCCUUGCCAGAAAUCAAGAACGUUGUGACAGGAAAAACCUCUGCCUGCUUUGAGCCCAGCCUUGAUUACAUUGUCACCAAAAUCCCCCGCUGGGAUUUGGACCGUUUUCAGCACGUAUCCAGCCGCAUUGGGAGCUCCAUGAAGAGCGUGGGAGAGGUCAUGGCUGUUGGACGCACUUUUGAAGAGAGCUUUCAAAAGGCCCUGAGAAUGUGCCACCCCUCAGUAGAUGGCUUCACUUCACGUCUGCCUAUGAAUAAAGACUGGCCAGCCGUUGUAGAUCUCCAGAAGGAACUUUCUGAGCCAUCCAGCACUCGAAUAUAUGCAAUAGCCAAGGCCUUGGAUAACAAAGUCCCCAUGGAUGUCAUUCACAAACUCACGGCCAUUGACAAGUGGUUCCUGUAUAAGAUGCACAGCAUUGUGAACAUGGAGAAGAUCCUGAAGGAAGUGAGCAGUGAAACAGUUCCAGAAGAGACACUGAGAAGAGCCAAACAGAUGGGGUUCUCCGACAAACAAAUCGGGAAGUGUCUGAGGUUGACUGAAGCCCAGUGCCGUCAGCUCAGACUGAGGAAGAAUGUAGUGCCUUGGGUGAAACAGAUUGACACACUGGCAGCAGAAUACCCAGCAGUGACUAAUUACCUCUACAUCACAUACAAUGGGCAGGAACAUGAUGUAAAAUUUGAUGACUGUGAAGUGAUGGUGUUGGGCUGUGGACCGUAUCACAUAGGCAGCAGCGUGGAGUUUGAUUGGUGUGCUGUUUCCAGUAUCCGCACGCUGCGUCGGCUUGGCAACAGGACUGUCGUGGUGAAUUGCAACCCGGAGACAGUAAGCACAGAUUUUGAUGAGUGCGACAGACUCUACUUUGAGGAGCUGUCACUGGAAAGGAUCUUGGACAUCUACCAAUAUGAGGGAUGCAGUGGCUGCAUUAUUUCUGUAGGAGGGCAGAUUCCCAAUAAUUUGGCGGUGCCACUCCAGCAGAGUGGAGUGAAGAUCCUUGGCACAAAUCCUCUGCAGAUUGACCAGGCAGAAGAUCGCUCCAUAUUCUCAGCUGUUCUGGAUGAGCUGCAUGUGGCCCAGGCUCCCUGGAGGGCGGUCAGCACACUGAGAGACGCAGUUGAAUUUGCAAGCUCAGUGAAUUACCCGUGUUUGCUGAGGCCCUCCUAUGUUCUGAGCGGGUCUGCAAUGAAUGUGGUAUUCACUGAGGAGGAAAUGAAGAAGCUGUUAGCAGAAGCCAACAGAGUCUCUCAGGAUCACCCUGUGGUACUCACUAAAUUUAUUGAAAAUGCCCGUGAGGUGGAAAUGGAUGCUGUAGCUAAGGCAGGAAGAGUUAUUGCACACGCUAUUUCGGAGCAUGUGGAGGAUGCAGGUGUUCACUCUGGAGAUGCCACCCUCAUGUUACCCACACAGACCAUCAGCCAGGGAGCCUUGGAGAAGGUAAAGUCUGCUACAAAAAAAAUUGCAAGUGCCUUUACCAUCUCUGGUCCGUUCAACAUCCAGUUCUUGGUGCGAGGCAACGAAGUGCUGGUGAUAGAGUGCAAUUUGAGGGCUUCACGUUCCUUCCCCUUUGUAUCGAAGACUCUGGGUGUGGACUUCAUUGAUGUGGCCACUAAAGUGAUGAUUGGAAAAGAGGUUAAUGAGUCAUCCCUCCCCACACUGGAACAUCCCAUUAUUCCAUCCAACUAUGUUGGGAUUAAGGCCCCAGUGUUCUCGUGGGCCCGGCUGAGAGAUGCUGACCCUGUUCUCCGAUGUGAAAUGGCCUCUACUGGCGAGGUUGCAUGCUUCGGGGAGAACGUGUACUCUGCCUUCCAGAAGGCUAUGCUUGCCACAGGGUUUACGUUUCCUAAGGAAGGGAUUUUGAUUGGAAUCCAGAAGUCCUUCCGCCCCAGGUUCCUCAGCAUAGCAGAACUACUGCAUGAGGAAGGCUUCAAGCUUUAUGCCACAGAAGCAACCUCACGCUGGCUCAAUGCUAAUGGCAUCCCAGCGAGUCCUGUGGCGUGGCCAUCACAGGAAAGCCAGAGUCCGAGCCUCCCUCCAGUCAGCAGGCUGGUGAGGGAUGGGAAAAUAGAUCUGGUGAUUAACCUGCCCAACAGCAACACCAAGUUUGUCCAUGAUAAUUAUGUGAUUCGGAGGAUGGCUAUUGACAACGGGAUUGCUCUUCUCACCAACUUCCAGGUGACAAAGCUUUUUGCUGAAGCUGUCAAAUACUCUGGGAAGUUGGACUUCAGGAGUCUCUUCCACUACAGACAGUUUGAUAAUGGAAACACUUCAUAGAAGAACUCUCUCCAACCUGCAAGCUUACUGCUUUUGGCACCACAAAAGAGAGGGGAUCUCAGAUCAUCCAACCAGCCAUCUUUGCAUGCAUUUUGUAGCAUCUGCACCAAUUGCUUUUGCAGCUCACUCAAAUUAAUUUCUAGCCAAUACUUCUGCCUGCCCACUGGAAAGCCAUCCUCUCCCUAGUCUCUCCACUGUCUUCUCCAUAUUUCCACAUAGGAUCAAAUAUUAGUUUCUUCCCAGAUGGGUAGAUCCAGACACCACCAUAGCAGAGAGGAUGAAAAGAAACACAAUUGAUCCUACAUAGGAGUUGUUCCUUCUUUUCUUAAGCAAGCCUUCUCCUUAGAAAUGCCUUCCUUGGAUCCAUACUCCAAGCUAUUUACAUGCUGAACUACUCGAAUCUGGCCCUAAAUUCCCAUAGACACACAUGGAACUUUCUCUUUCCAUUGCUGAUUAUUGAGGGUUUUGUGACUGUAAAAAUAAAAUCCUCCUUGA